AUGCGGCCUUGGCUUGGGCUAAAGAUGCUUGAUCUCAAUGAGAUGAUUAUUGCGCAGAUUAAGAAGCAAGAUGCUUCAUUCCCUAAUGUCACUAAGGGCAUUCUUGUAGCAAUGAUAAUUCCCAAGUCUCCUGGAGAGCGUGCUGGAUUCUGUCCAAAUGAUAUUAUCAUUGAAUUUGAUGGGAAAGCUGUGGAAAGAUUAGAGGAGGUUAGUGAAAUAUUGGAAGACAAAGUUGGGGUACCGAUAAAGGUAGUAGUAAAAAGAAAGAGCAAUAAAUUGGUGACUUUAACUGUGAUCCCCAAGGACGCCAAUGUGGUUGUUUAG
This is a messenger RNA of Sphenostylis stenocarpa, 324 nucleotides long. Lineage: Eukaryota; Viridiplantae; Streptophyta; Magnoliopsida; Fabales; Fabaceae. The record is from the annotation of a GenBank genome assembly.